UUUGGUUGGCGCCAGGGGGCGGGGCGGUUACCAUAGCAACAGAAGACGCUAACAGAAGAGGAGGAAGUGUCCAUCUGACUUGAGCUGACGGAGGAGUGAGCCACAAUGCCGAAGAAGGCGAAGGCACCGAAAAUGUCGAAGCUGUCAAGGAUGACUGAGGAGGAGAGGCUCCUGUACAUGCAGGAGAAACAGCUGGAGGAGGAUGAGCUGAAGAAGAGGAAAGAGGACAUGUUGGCUCAAUUCCUAAAGGACAAACUGUCCAAGGAGGAGCGCAACACUCACCUGAACAUGUGGAAGCUGAACGAGAAGUGGCGUGCUGUGAUGCGGAGAUCGAAAGCCUCAGAACUGCAGAAAGACAUCGCGAUCUUGAGCCAGACCUUCGAAAGAGUCGCGGAUCGGAAAAACAGCAUCAUCAGGGCUUUGAUAAAGGAUUUGGCGGAAUCGGAGGAGCAGUACGCAGCACACCUUCGCAAUCACGCACAGAACGUGGACAGGAUGAUAAACAUGCAGUGGGAGAGGCUGCAGGUUUUAGAUGACGAGUUCACAUCAGAGGUGGACACCCUGAAGAAAGAGUUCGAAUCCGAGGGGCACGAGUUUUCUGACCUACAAGAAACGGAGAUGACCAACUUGGAGGAUAUCACGUACGCGAUGGACCAGAUGUUUGGCGAGAUCGCAAACGAGGCGAGGCAAGAGUUCAACAGCACGAAAGACGACCUCAAAAACAGGAGCCUGGAGGAGAAGCACUCGCUGCGGGUACAGCUGGAGGGGGAGGUGGAGGACCUGUGGCAACAAUUCCAAUACGUCAUGAAGUUGUACAACGAGGCGACCGAGGAACAGAAAUCCGCUUUCGAGCUGCUGAAGGAGAGGGACGAGAAGAGCGCCAAAGAGAUCGAGAGGCAGAUGAAAAAGCUGCAGAGAAUCCAGGACACGAUUACCCUGCUGCGGAUCAAGUUGGCAGCCAACGCCCGGGAGUGCCAGGAAAAGAACAAGAAACUCCGAGAGGAGAAGGCCACCAUUAAGCAACACUUCCAGACGCAGAAGAACCACAUGAAGCAGCUGCAGACCAACGAGCGAGAGCGGCUCAUGAAGCUAACACUGGAGAGCAACGCUGCCCUCAAAACACUGGGAAAAAUCUGCAAACAGGGGGAACAUGUGCUGAAAGUGGCUGAGAUGUGCAGGAAGCUGGAGACUGAAGAGGAGAAAAUACUCCCGUUCUAUGCUUCGUCUCUGACGUCAGAAGACCAGGACCGAGUUCGGAACAUGAUGCUGAGGAAGACGAAGGAACCAUUUGCUAUGCUGGAUCUGGACUACAUGGGCCUCGAAUGCUUCUGGAAGCGUUACAACAAGGUACAGCUGGAGCAGAUGACUCUGAAUCAGGAGAAGCGAGUGUUGCAGCAGGAGAACGUCCACCUCCGGCAGCUCCUGAAACAAUACCUCGACGGCAUCUCGGUUAACGAAGAGAUCCUCUCGAACCUCAACUCCCUCAUCGUCAUCAACAACAAGACCAUGAAGAUGAACGUGCCUGUGAUGGAGACCAGGGUCGCCAAACCCGUGUGUAACAUGAUCGAGGCCGCACACAUCUUCAAUCACAUCCCCUAGCCUCCUCCGGUCAGCAGCCAACAGACCAUCCGAUAAGCACACAUAUCACCUCUAUUCGCGCUGUUGUCUCGUCUUGUCGACGUGGGACGUCCCCGCGUGUUUUUAAACCACCUGAAAACUCUUGAGAGUAAACCACCAAGUUAUCUGCCUGCGUGGCUGAGUGUCCGAUGGACCGUGUAAUCAAUCAAUCAGAAGGUCCAGAGGGGAAUUAUCAAUAAAU
Messenger RNA from Callorhinchus milii (elephant shark), 1819 nucleotides. It is a transcript of the gene drc2, whose product is annotated as coiled-coil domain containing 65. Lineage: Eukaryota; Metazoa; Chordata; Chondrichthyes; Chimaeriformes; Callorhinchidae. The record is from RefSeq and is a predicted model, not a curated record. Gene Ontology annotation, cellular component: axonemal dynein complex; axoneme. Gene Ontology annotation, biological process: axonemal dynein complex assembly; cilium-dependent cell motility; regulation of cilium movement. The coding region runs from base 106 to 1599 and encodes 497 amino acids. The transcript has 9 exons.